Manis pentadactyla (Chinese pangolin) is the source of this 5073-nucleotide messenger RNA. RefSeq names its product leukocyte immunoglobulin-like receptor subfamily A member 6. Bases 1063 to 2538 code for a protein of 491 amino acids. The transcript has 8 exons. The record is from RefSeq and is a predicted model, not a curated record. Lineage: Eukaryota; Metazoa; Chordata; Mammalia; Pholidota; Manidae.
UGUGUCUCCCCGAGCGCCUCCUGACCGGCUGGGCACGCAGGCUCCCUGCAGACGUCCUGGACCGCGGCGGCUGCAGGGGCCCAGCUGCAGGGGCGCUUCCCGCCCCCUCCCGCUCGCCGGGGAACGUGCUCGCGGUCUCGGGACGGUGGCGGGGCUGCCCGGGAGACCCGCACGGCCACGGAGAGCAGGGCUCCUCACGAGCGGUGGGGAGGCCGGAGGCGACCGGUUCCUCACGAGUGCCGACCCCCCACGCUGCACCCUGCAGGGUGGCGACCUUCCCACACGGCCACCUGCCCACACGCCCCUGGACUGACACCAGUCCUGUUGCCUGAAGGAUGAGACCCGAGGACCCCUGCAGGGGCGCAGACCCUCUGAGACUCACGUGUCUCAGGGGAGGUCACACCCCUGCUGGCCGAGGACGGCGUCCCCUCACCGCACCCGGACGGACCCCCGUCCUGUCCUGGCCUCUCCUUCUCCAGAAGGUCCCCACAAUCCCGUGUCUAUGGCUGCUCGAUGUCCACCUGCCAUUGAGUCCCUCUGUCCCCUGUUCUCCCUUCUCUGCCACUCACCACCCACGCAGCCAAAGCGUCACUGUCCCCACGUGUGUGUUCUCUGUGGUUACCGACCAGCCCCGUGCGCCCGGGGAAGGGACUGGUCACCUUCACCAAUGAAUCGCAUGCCAGGACAGGGUCACUGCUCAAUAGACGUUGGCUCAUUGCCUGGAUGGUGGAAGGAAGGAAGCACAGCUGCAUUUACGGAGCCUCAGGAGGGGAAGUGACUUGCUCAAGGUCACACGGGCUCUAAAAGGCAGAGUCACCACUGGAGCAGAAGUCGGGCUGGGCGCCCUGCCCUCUGCGGGUGGUGGAGCUUGUGGGGUCUGGAGACAGCUCUGCUCUGAAGGGUCCCAGAGCCUGCUGCGGCCUCGGCCCCGUCCUUCAGGGAGCAGAGCGGGGCGCUGGGGGCUGUUCCCUCCGGAGAGGCCCCUGGAGAGGAACCCGACACGAGGCACAGGGAGCUGUCCUUGUCAGCACGCCCCGUGUCCGUCUGUCUGGCCACGGGGACAUGGGGGGCAGCGCCUCGACCACAACCCUCGCUGCCCUUCUCUGCCUCGGGCUGUGUCGGGGUCCCCGGGACCGCGUGCAGGCGGGGACCCUCCCCAAGCCCUCCAUCUGGGCUGACCCAGGCUCCAUGGUCACCAAGGGCAGCCCUGUGACCAUCCACUGUCAGGGGCCUCUGGAGGCUGCCAACUACACUCUGUAUAAAGAGGUCUCAGGAUCCUGGACAGUAGAUGGCGAGCGGAAGUACAGAGACAAAGCUGAUUUCUCCAUUGGAUCCACGGGCUCAAGCCUAGCAGGACGGUACCAGUGUGGAUACCAGAACGGGAGCAGAAAGUCAGAGCACAGUGACACCCUGACCCUGGUGGUGACAGGAGUGUACGACCCACCCUCCCUCUCGGCUGACCCAAGCCCUGUGGUGGCGUCAGGAGGGACCGUGUCCCUCAGGUGUAGGUCAGAGGUCACAGGGGGCACUUUCCACCUGCUGAAGGAGGGAGAAGCUGACUCACCCCAAAACGUGGUCCCGCUGUUCUCUGCUGGGGGGUGGCAGGCCCACUUCCCUGUGGACCCCGUGACCAUCUCCCAUGCCGGGACCUACAGAUGCUACACUUCUGAAACUAAAAGCCCCUACGUGUGGUCACUCCCCAGCGGCCCUCUGACCCUGGAGGUCACAGGCGUGUACAAGGAGCCCUCCCUCUCAGCCCGGCCUGGUGCGCUGGUGCCGUCUGGACACAGCCUGACCCUGCAGUGUCACUCGGAGGCCGGCUUUGACAGAUUCACCCUGACCAAGGAGGGGCUCCCGACCCCCCAGCCUCUGGGUGGGCAGCCCAGCCCCGACUUCCCCCUGGGCCAAGCGAAUGGCACCCACGGGGGCCGGUACAGAUGCUACGGGGCACACAAUGUGUCCCAUGCGUGGUCGGCCCCCAGCGCUCCCCUGGACGUCCUGGUCACGGGAAUGUCCGAGAAACCCUCCCUCUCGGUCCAGCCGGGGCCCUCUGUGUCCUGGGGAGAGACUGUAACCCUGCAGUGCCUCUCUGAGCUCUGGGGGGACUCCUUCCAUCUGUCCAAGGAGGGGUCACCUGCUCCUCCCCAGCACCUUCGAGGGAGAGACACAGCUGCACCCUUCCGGGCCAGCUUCACCUUGAACCCUGUCACCUCAGCCCACGGGGGCACCUACAGGUGCUACAGCUCAAACAGCAGUGCCCCCUUCCUGCUGUCACACCCCAGUGACCCCCUGGAGCUCUGGGUCUCAGCAUUUGGGGUGCAGACCCUCAGCCCCACGGAGGAACCUCAUGUCUGCUGGGUAACAAGGCCUCCAUGCCCAGAGGUUCAGGUUCCACCAGGCUUUGCCAGAUUCUCAGAUCACACAGUGGAGAAUCUCAUCCGGAUGGGCAUUGCUGGCUUAAUCCUGGUGGUCCUCGGGGUGCUGUUGUGUCAGGCUGGACACAGCCCGAAAACAACCCAAGAGGCGACCAGGAGUUAAACACAAGAGACGACAUCCCAGCAUCCAGCCAGGGCAAUCCUGGAAAAGCAAUCGUGUGUGACCAGGAGGCUCUGGAAUAAAAUCUGGAGCACGAAUUGAGGGAACUGCCUGCCCAGAAGGUCAGAGGAGUGGGAGGCAUGGGCAGCAGUUGCCGUGGGGAGACGUCCUGGAGAUCUGCCAUCAACACGGGGUGUUUCCUCUCCUCCACUAUUGAUUGCGCCCCACUGAUCCCCUUCUUUUCACACACAUAUCAUGUGAGGCUCCAUCCACAUGGCAGGCUUGGGACCACACCUGUACAGCCUUCAUGCUGUGACCCACGUUUACAUACACACACCCACUCUUCCUUGUCUUGAUCAGUCACAUUCCUUGAUGUACUUCUGUUCAGCUCAGAGCACAGAAUCUGCGUUAGGUAGCUGAAAAAAUGGGUAAAAAUCGGGUCCAGCACGGAAGAGGUAAAUCCAGACCCACUUCCUAAAUCCCCCUCGGGACUCACCAGGUGCUUCUCUCUCCAUCAGAUGACAGACGCAGUGCCGUGCUGGCAAACCAACUCUGAAAAGUAGUUUUUCCCAAGGCCCUGAUUCAUGGCAUUUGCCUGUUCCUUUGGUGUGAAUACUCCCUCAUGGCCAACUUCAAGACGCCAGUGUACGUGCAGCUGGGGUGGAAUGCAUAAGACGCCUCUCGCGAGUGUGUACCGUCCAGCCGGAGCCCAGCUCACCAGGGACCCUGAGCUGCACGCGUAUUUCUUCUGUUUUAAAGGCCAUGGUGAUUUCUGCCUCAAGGUUAUGCCACAGUUUCAGUGAGAUCGUGAUGCCCAAGUCCCAGUACAUCCACAUGACAGGCAAAAGGAGAAAAUGGGCCAUUGCGGGAGAAAUAGGGAGUGCCUAGAAUCCCAACACAAACUGGGAGGACUGAAAGCUGCUUCUGUCUGUUUGAGGAGGACACACGGCUCUGGCCCGUAACCGCACACAGGAACGUGUGUGGGCAAGCGUGUGGCACUUCCAAAAGAAUAUUGACAGGCAUGUCAUUCAAUCUAGACAAAUACUACAGAAAUCGAAACCACAGCCAGUGCAUGUGAUGUUAUAUAUGUGUAAUGGAAUAUUUUACAUCGGGAAAAGCACACACUGAAACUGUAAACAGGAAUACAGAUCACUUUUCAAGCACAAUAGCAAAGGGAAAUACUAAGCAUGAGGUAGUCAUUCCAUUGUGUGCAUUAAGUUCAAAGGAGAAACAAGCAUUAUUUGGGGGACAUAAUUCUGUUUAGGCCUGUAAAUAUUUGAAGGGAAACCGCAGGGUUUCCCUUGUAGCCACUACGAUGGUUGGUUCAAGAUGGAAGCCGCCAUCUGGAACUGGCAAUGUUCUCAGGGACUCAUUUAUGGGCCCCUAAGUCCACUUAUUGUCAUGGGUAAGUAACACAUUUCUAUCUAUAACCUAUGCUUAUAUUGUACAUGUUUUAGUGUGAUGGGAUUGGGUUAGGGUGGGGAAAGCCACGGCCUUCCCUUGACACUGUGUACCAACCAAAGUUGCUCCUGAUCUGAUUAAGCAAACACUUCACAUGCUGGCACUGAGGUUCCCUUAAAGCAUGACCACCCUCUACCUGUUCAGCCUCACCUGAGUCUACUGGACAGGAGCCACUCUCCGCUGAGAUACCGGGUCUCUGAACAAACACUUUGCCCAACAUCACAGGUUAUGUACUGAGGAAUGGGACGUGGGCUCCUGUGAGCUCCUGAGCCCCUCAUGUCCAUGAAUCUGAAUGGGAUGGAGGUCACCAAUAUGGACUUGGGGGUAUUUCAGAGACGGGGUUCACCUGCCUUAGUGUGGGUUGUCAAUAUCAAUGCCAUAGGGCCUGAUGGGAGCAACUCAUUCUGCCAUCCUGUUGACAUGGCUCUGAGCCUGUUUUUUUGAUUCUCACAUUCUCCGUGUUUCAUGUGAUGUAAUUUCAUCAUCCUUUUGUCUUACUAUUUCACAAGUUGAACAAAUAUUCCAUGUUUUAGUAUUUUACUUCUUUCAUGAAACAUUGGAUUUUUAAAUAACACCUUCCUAUUGCUGAUUGCAAAUAAAAUUGCAGAUUACUCAGGGAAUAUGAUGUCUACCCUGACAGUAUGAAAAUAAUUGGAGUACAUUUUGUCUAAUAAAUGCUUAACAUUUUAGGGACAACAUGGGCCGUAAAUAUGUUUGUUCUCUAUUACCAUGCACAUAACAUUAUGUGUUAUUUACUUAUUUUUAUACAAUAUUUUUCAGAAAUCAUUUUAUGCAUUAUAUAUAAUAUAAAUAAUGCAAAGCUUUUUAGACACAUCAGAUUAUGCAUUAAAGUGUGUCACUUACAUUUUUAAAAAUUCUUUUCACCUUCUUAAUUUAAACAUUUGGUUGAAUCGCCAAUUAUGUAUUAACACAUGCUUUAUGUAUUUCAAGAAUGUGUGAUUAGAGAACUUAUGUUUUGGAGUGCUUUACUUUUGCAGUGAACAUAUUAUUUUAAAAGAUGAAAAUUUUUUAACACUUUUGCCUUAUAUUCAAUGAGAUUAAAUAUUUAUAUACUUA